This is a messenger RNA of Anastrepha ludens (Mexican fruit fly), 2968 nucleotides long. RefSeq lists its product as uncharacterized. Bases 386 to 1699 code for a protein of 437 amino acids. The record is from RefSeq and is a predicted model, not a curated record. NCBI's taxonomy places the organism in Eukaryota, Metazoa, Arthropoda, Insecta, Diptera, Tephritidae. The transcript has 6 exons.
UUGAUUUUAUUUUUAUUAAAGUUUGUUAAUGAUCUAUAUGCCAAAUGGUUGAAAUAAAUAUUUACUAAAAACUACAAAAUUCUUCUUGGUGGAGUUAUAAGGUAUACCGAUAUCUGUUGUGAAACUCUAUGAAAUAUACGGACAUCAAUUCUUCUUGCAACGACAUCGCUACUACUUUGAAUGGCACUGGUAAGCCACUUUGGCGCAGAAUGCCCCCUCUGAAGUUUUAAGAGUUUACAAAGUGGAUGUAUUCCAAUCUACAUGCUUGACGAGAAAUAAUAAGGAUAUCUAUUUGAAUUAGAAAGUAGCGCAAUUGGAGUGACGAUCUUCUACUUGCCGUAUCUUAUGAUCUGUUUACGUUUCGGAGGAUUCAUCGUAUAGCGGAAUGAAGUGCGCUGUGCUGACUUGCCCAAACAAUUGCAAAAACAAAUUAAUAAGGUUUCAUGGUUUUCCGAGGCAAGAAGAUUUGUUCAAACAAUGGGAAAACUUUUGUGGUCAAGAAGUCGACAAAAAAGCAAAAAUCUGCAGCGAACACUUUUUGCCAGAAGACUACGAAAGGACUUUAAAAGUUGAAAUGGGAUUUGCAAAAUACAACAUUCUUAGAAAGGAAGCUGUACCAACCGUGAAUAAACACCUGUUGUCGCCUUCAAAGAAAGCACGCAAGAAACUUAGAUUGCCGCAAAAGAAAGUAACUUGUGAUCCACUAGCAGAUGUAGUAGAAGGAAAAAACGACUACGAAAUGGCGCCAAAAAUAUCGCCGGCUGCAUUAGACAAAUCCACAGGGGAAAAAUUUGUUCCACCUUCUACUAACCUUGGCUGUACAAUAAAUUAUUUAGAAAAUAAAAUCGAAACUUUAAAACGUGAUGCCGAAGCAAAUGAAAAGUUGCUGAAAGACAAAAUCGAAGUGCUGAAGGCUGAAAACAAUCGUCUGCAGGAAUGCUCAAAAAAGCGGCUGCAAGAUAAUGUGCAAUUGGAACAUACGAUAGAUACUCUUAAACUAGAAAAGAGUAUUUUAAAAGAAGCCGAGUUAAAGUGGAACAAACAAACCGCUGCCAUGCAGAUGCGCCUUAGUAGAGCCGAAUUCGAGCAAAAAAAUUUAGAACAGAAGCUGCAAACAAUAUUUAGUCCCGGUCAGAUAAAAAAGAUAAAACGAGGAAAUAAAAAAUUGCAUUGGUCUGAAGAAGAUAUUUCACAAUCCAUAAGAUUAUACACGACAAGCCCGAAAGCAUACCUUAUGUUAAAGGAAAAGAAUUAUCCUCUGCCCAGUGUAAGAACCCUGCAAUUUUGGGCAAAAAAGCGAAGAAUUUCAUUCGAAACGGUCACCGAUGAUGGGGACAAAGUUACUUCAAAUAUCGUAAUCGAAAUGGACGAAACUAACGCGGACGCUGCAAGUUCAAGUAGUGCUGCAGAAAUAGAGAAAAAUAUUUCUCUUGAAAUGAUCGAAGAUGAAAGUGAACAAACUAUUGCCAUGGAAAUGGUGGCUUAUAGCUCGGAUGAAGAUAUGCCAAAUUGUGUGGAGGAAGAUGAAAACAAUAUUUCAAUCGAAAUGAUUCAUAGUGAUUCAUAUGAAGAUAUACCAAACGGUAUUAUACAAGAUGAAACUCCUUGGCUAGAAAUUAAUGAAUUCAUUCUACCGUGCAAAUACGGACCGAAGGGAGGAAAAAAUACGGAUACGACCGCAGAACAAAAAACAUCGUAAGGAAAUGUGGAAAAAUUGGUUUUGUCUGCAUCAAAAGAUUUAAGAGCAUUUUACUAAACGAAUCAGAACAUCAUCUGAAGCAUUUGUUAUUUCUCGAGAAAUAUGUUAAAAUAAGUUAACACUGUAUGCAAAUCGGAUCCUCGUUCAUUUGGAAUCAUCAAAAGUUUUGCUGAACUCAGAGAAUUUGAAAUAUGAAAUGAAAUAAAUAAAGAUUUGCUCUACUUCACAAAAUAAGAUAUGGAAAAUGGAGCCAUAUCACUACGGUUAUACACGUCUCCAACUAAUAAUAACCUUAAAAAUGUGUUUGGAAGACAGAAAGCAGAUUCUGACAUAGUUCAAAACGUGCCAUCUGGGUUCGGUGUGCAAUCUAAGAAAUCCCGCAAAAAGAAAUCCCGCCUGCAGUACGAGUGGAUACUCAUUUAUUUAAUGGUAAUAAAAGUUCUAUGAAAAUACAAGCAUCGGCCUUUAAAAGCGAAACACAUAAAAGUCUGUUUAACCCACAAACGAGGAUUCCGAUGAUAGUUUCUCACGAUUACAAUAAGAAGAAGAAGCAAAGCAAUUUAUGUGCUGAACUACUUAGUUGUAGCGAACCUGCUGCAGAAUGUGGCAUGCAGCAUGCAGAUUUUGAAUUAUUUCAGCAUAGCUAAAGUUGCAUCAAAUUAGCAAAAUUGAACAUUAAAAGUUAAAAGAAGUAUUCACUUAGUUGAAGUAUUACAUCCACAGCUGUUUGGUUCAAGCCAAAUCUGAUAUGCAUAAUAAAUGUAAUAAAAAAAUAUGGGCUAUAAACGGUUAACGGCAUUCGUAAAAUGGAAAAUGAUUGGAUAUUAGCAUAUUCGAGCAUUAAUUAACGGCUAAUAAUAAAUUUAAAAACUCCGGCUGUAAAAUUAUCUUACGUAUUCUUCAAUUGAAGAUUCAUAAUAGAAGUUUAGCAUAAGCGAAAGUCAAAUAUUUAAAUCUAAAGAUCAUCAAAAUGAUAUAAAAACCUUCUUUUUAAGCCAUUCGGGGCUCAAUGAGAAAAUCUACUAAGUGUUAAGUAUUUAUGUAAGUGUUUUAUAAGUUCCUACAGUAAAAUGGAGUCCUUCAUAAUUUUCUUUUUUCUUGGAAUACCGUAAAAAUUACGUGUUAAAAAGUAACAAAUAUGUAAAAUAGGGAAAUCAAUUUUAGAGACAAUAUCGUAAGUUUUAUAGUCGUUCAAUUGGAGAUCUUUUGUAAUUGUUUUGUAUGGUAAAGCUAACUGUGAAAGCAAAGAUAAAUAAAAUAAUAUUAAAA